This is a messenger RNA of Prorocentrum cordatum, 414 nucleotides long. The record is from the annotation of a GenBank genome assembly. Lineage: Eukaryota; Dinophyceae; Prorocentrales; Prorocentraceae.
AUGGCGCGCUCCGCGGUGCUCGCGGCGUCCGUCCUGCUCGCCUGCGGCGCUCUUCGGGCCGCCUUCGUGCCGGCGCCCCUCGCGUCCAGGCCGGCAGUGCAGGCGCCAGGCGCAGCCCUGGGAGCCGCGGCGCUGGUCGCUCCGACUGCCGCCCUCGCCGAGGGCGAGGGCGUGUGGAUCCCGGCGCUCAGCGCGGUGGGCGCGGGCUUCGCCAUCGGCCUGGCGGCGAUCGGCAGCGGCGUCGGCCAGGGCAUCGCCUCCGGCCGCUGCAUCGACGGCAUCAGCCGCCAGCCCGAGGUGGCGGACGACCUGCGCGGCGUGCUGCUGCUGUCCCUGGCGUUCAUGGAGUCCCUGACCAUCUACGGGCUGGUCAUCGCGCUGGUGCUGCUGUUCGCCAACCCGCUGAUCAAGUGA